Geodia barretti is the source of this 273-nucleotide messenger RNA. NCBI's taxonomy places the organism in Eukaryota, Metazoa, Porifera, Demospongiae, Tetractinellida, Geodiidae. The record is from the annotation of a GenBank genome assembly.
UCAAGGGCUGGCUGGCCGACUGCUCCACUGACACGGAGCACCUCCACCUCCUCCUCCCUGCCAGGCUCAGGGGAACCUCCCCUCACUCUCAAGUGUGACCUACAGGACAGGAUCAUCGACCCCCACUCCCUUCUUAACACCGGAGAGAAAUUUGCACUAAAUGCAGGGAGUUCCCCAGCAGUCCGUCCUCACACCGCCAAGGUGUCAAAUGCUGCUCUAACUCCUCAACUGCCAGUCUACAAGUUGAGAGCUGAAGCCCUCGUUCAACCAGAG